AUGUCCAAAGUCGUCAGGAGCGUCAAAAACGUCACGAAGGGUUAUAGCAGUGUGCAGAUCAAGGUGCGAAAUGCUACCUCUAAUGACCCAUGGGGCCCGACGGGCACAGACAUGGCAGAAAUCGCUGCCUUGACAUUCAACAACCCCAGCGACUUCUACGAGAUUAUGGAUAUGCUCGACAAGCGUCUGAACGAUAAGGGCAAGAACUGGCGACACGUCCUGAAGUCUCUCAAAGUGCUUGACUACUGUCUACAUGAGGGUUCCGAGCUGGUGGUGACAUGGGCAAGGAAAAACAUUUACAUUAUCAAGACAUUGAGGGAAUUCAUGUAUAUUGAUGAAGAUGGAAAAGAUGUUGGACAGAAUGUUCGCACAUCUGCGAAGGAAUUGACAUCGCUCAUCCUUGACGAAGAGCGCCUCCGGAGUGAACGAUCCGACCGGAAGUUGUGGAAGACCCGUGUACAUGGCAUCGACGAGUACGCACCACAGGCCAUCUCAGGCCCCUCUGGCCCCUCUCACAGGCAUGGCGGCCGACGUUCCAGCCAAGAGAAUGACCGAGAACAGGCGGAUUUGGAAGAAGCUUUGCGAAGAAGUAUGAUGUCUGAAGAUGCGGCGAUGAGCCGCCCCACGAAGCAGAACGAUGACGAGACCGAUCCGGAGCUGAGACGUGCAAUCCAGUUGAGCAAAGAGGAAGCAGAUCUCCGGGCGCGUCAACUCGAGGAUGCGAAUGCUGCAUCCUUGUUUGAUGACACUCCAGCGCCAACCCAACCCCAGCCUACAGGGUACAAUCAAGGUUACCAGCAACAACCUGCUGUCGACUGGUUUGGAAAUCCUCUUCAGCAGCAGCCGCAAAGUACUGGAUACUUGAACAAUCAAUACGCCCAGCCCCAACAGACCGGUUACCAGACUGGCUUUCCGAACGGCUUCCAGCCUUCCCAACCAACAGGAUACGAUCAAUUUGGCCAGCAGCCCUUCCUUCAGCAACAAAACACAAUUCAACCACAACAGACCGCUUUCCAAACCAACAAUCCUUAUGGAUUGCAACCAUCUGGGGAUAUGUUUGGAGCGCAAUCGCCUCAAUCACAACCUACGCUCCAGCCAGGAACCAACAAUCCUUGGGCGACACAAUCUCCACAAGCUGCUGAACCGCUAAUGCCUUUGCCAACAGGCUCAAACAAUCCUUUCGCGCAAAGGACACAACAGGCUUCGCCGUCUCCAUUCCAGCGCACCACUACUCAGCCUUCCUUAGGCACUUUAUUCGAGUCACAACCUACCAAUCAAUUCAACCAGCCAUCUCAGCCGAAUCCUAUCACGAACUAUCAACCAUCUCCACAGCCGUCGUUCCAGCAGCAGCAGCAGAAGCCUACCAACCCACAACAUGCCAGACUCAACGCCUUACUGGCCUCCGGCGAAGGUCAGGACACGUUCGGUAAUACGGGCGAUCUACGUAUACCGGCGCAACAUACGGCACCUGGUACCUUUGUCAACUCGGCAGGCCAAGGCAUCGAUCGCCUUCGCGCGGCACAGACUGGCACGAAUCCCUUCUUUUCGUCGCAAGCUACUGGUUUUGGUCAACAAAUGCCUGCCCAGACUGGCCCUGCAAGCGGAUAUGGUGGGGGAUUUGGUCAACAGAAUAAUAAUCCCUUUGGAGCCAGGCCGGUUGGCCAGCAGAGCGGAAGUCUGAUCGACUUGUAG
This is a messenger RNA of Exophiala xenobiotica, 1692 nucleotides long. RefSeq lists its product as uncharacterized. The transcript is spliced from 4 exons. The record is from RefSeq and is a predicted model, not a curated record. Gene Ontology annotation, biological process: actin filament organization; endocytosis. Lineage: Eukaryota; Fungi; Ascomycota; Eurotiomycetes; Chaetothyriales; Herpotrichiellaceae. The coding region runs from base 1 to 1692 and encodes 563 amino acids. Gene Ontology annotation, cellular component: plasma membrane; endosome; clathrin vesicle coat. Gene Ontology annotation, molecular function: phospholipid binding; clathrin binding.